GCGUUGGCGUCGGUCGGUGCGCUUUUCCCGGAGCCACGCACGGAAACGUGCACCCACUUGGGGAUCUAGAGGCCUGUUUACACGCGCCACCCCUCGGCGGGCGGCGCUGCUCAGGCUCGUCCUUUCCCGCCCCUGGGACUCGGCUCUUACCCCACCUUGUAUUUGUGCAGCGCCCGUUGGCCUGGCCAGAGCAGAGAGGCUGGGUUUGUGAGGGCAGCCGCUCCGGAGGUCGAGCUGGGCUGAGAUUGCGGGCCGGCGAAGGCCGGCGGGGACGCGGUCGGGGCUAUGCUGGGCAAGGAUUACAUGCUGGCCAUCAUUCUGGUCAACUGCGAUGAUGACUUGUGGGGGGACCAGAGUCUUGAGGGGGAGCCAGGGCUGCCCCCUGGCUGGAGGAAGAUACGAGAUGCUGCAGGUACUUACUACUGGCAUGUACCCAGUGGCAGCACCCAGUGGCAGCGCCCAACCUGGGACACAGGCGAUGCAGAGGAUCCAGGCACGAGGAUGGAGGGGAUUUGGGGACUUCGGCCCCCCAAGGGGAGAUCCUUCUCUAGCCUGGAGAGCUCACUGGACCGCAGGAACUCUCUGCCCUGGUAUGGUGAGGAGUCCUACAUCCAGAGUGUGGAGCCAGGGGCUAAGUGCUUUGCAGUCCGCUCCCUGGGUUGGGUAGAGGUACCCGAAGAGGAUCUGGUACCAGGGAAGAGCAGUAUUGCAGUCAAUAACUGCAUCCAGCAACUGGCCCAGACUCGCAGCCGUAGCCGCAGCCAGCCCCCAGAUGGUGCCUGGGGUGAGGGCCAGAACAUGCUGAUGAUCCUAAAGAAGGAUGCCAUGAGCCUGGUGAAUCCUCUGGACCACAGUCUGAUCCACUGCCAGCCUCUGGUGCACAUCCGUGUGUGGGGUGUGGGCAGCUCCAAGGGCCGUGACAGCCCCAUCUCUCACCCUGCUAGGGACUUCGCUUUUGUGGCGGGUGACAAAGACAGCUGUAUGCUCAAGUGCCAUGUGUUUCGCUGUGAUGUCCCUGCCAAGGCCAUCGCCAGUGUCCUACAUGGGCUCUGUGCCCAGAUCUUGUCAGAGCGAGUAGGUGUCAGUGGUGAUUCCCCUUGCUCCUCCCUAGACCCCAUCUCCCCCGAAGACCUGCCACGGCAAGUGGAGCUGCUGGAUGCAGUGAGCCAGGCUGCUCAGAAGUACGAGGCACUGUACAUGGGGACCUUGCCAGUCAACAAAGCCAUGGGCAUGGACGUGCUGAAUGAGGCCAUUGGUACCCUCACCACCCGGGGGGACCAGGAUACCUGGGUCCCUGCCAUGCUCAGUGUGACUGACUCUCUAAUGACUGCACAUCCCAUUCAGGCAGAAGCUGGUGCAGAGGAGGAACCACUAUGGCAGUGCCCUGUGCGCCUUGUGACCUUUAUUGGGGUUGGCCGUGACCCUCACACCUUUGGCCUCAUUGCUGACCUGGGCCGUCAGAGCUUCCAGUGUGCAGCCUUCUGGUGCCAGCCCCAUGCAGGGGGACUCUCUGAAGCUGUGCAGGCUGCUUGCAUGGUGACCUUGGGCAAGUUACGUAUAUUCUCUCUGAACCAAAAUUUCUUCAUUUGCAAAAUGGUUCAGUACCAGAAGUGUCUUGUGGCCUCUGCAGCUCGAGGCAAGGCCUGGGGUGCCCAGGCCCGUGCUCGCCUGCGGCUCAAGCGGACCAGCUCCGUGGACUCCCCAGGAGGUCCCCUCCCGCUCCCCCUGCUCAAAGGAGGGGUUGGGGGUGCAGGGGCAGCCCCUCGAAAGCGGGGUGUCUUCUCUUUUCUUGAUACCUUCCGUCUGAAACCCUCUCUGCUCCAUAUGCCCUAAGUUAAUCCAGGAGGACUGGGUAAGGAGGCUCUGGGUCCAUGCCCAACUCUAUACCCCUUCAUUCUCCAGGGGCCUGUAGCCUCUCACUCCUUGAAGCCUUCUCUGCCUGCCCCUCCGGCUCUUGCCUACCCUCUGUUUAUUGCCCGGUUUAUUAAAUAUUUAUAGGGAUGACUGAGAGGCCCUGCACCACAACCCAGGCCCCUGGCUGCCCUUUCCCUGGGUCCCUGUGUUCCUUGCCCCUGUCCAGCCCUGGACAGUUGGCUCUACCUCAGCAACACUUUAUAGCAAAAUCAGUACAAAUAAAAAUCCCUCAGUGACCUCA
Molecule: messenger RNA, 2155 nt
Organism: Leptonychotes weddellii (Weddell seal)
Lineage: Eukaryota; Metazoa; Chordata; Mammalia; Carnivora; Phocidae
Source: RefSeq, a predicted model, not a curated record